Molecule: messenger RNA, 7937 nt
Organism: Ostrea edulis (European flat oyster)
Lineage: Eukaryota; Metazoa; Mollusca; Bivalvia; Ostreida; Ostreidae
Product: attractin-like protein 1
Exons: 28
Coding region: 21-3656 (1211 amino acids)
Cellular component (GO): Golgi apparatus
Molecular function (GO): protein binding
Source: RefSeq, a predicted model, not a curated record
CGUUUAUAUAUGAUGACAAGAUGGCGGACAGGGAGAAAGGAAAACUGACACAUAUUUCAUUUUUAUGUUUUUUCUUACUGAUUUUAAUUGUUCAGACGAUAUAUACAGAAGUAAACACUUGUUCGUUACUUAAUUGUGUGGAGGGACGAUGUGUUAACGGGUCUUGUGUGUGUGACGCUGGUUGGGCCCCUCCAAAAUGUGUACACUGUACGGGGAGAAUCAGGUUACAGAAUACAGAAGGGAUUAUUUCUGAUGGACAUGGGAAUUACUCAGAAGACAACAAGUGCACCUGGUUGGUGGAUACCAGUAACCAUAGUAACAGCUCCUUGUGGUUCCAGUUUCAUCAGUUUUCCACCGAGUGUGGCUGGGAUCAUCUGUACAUCUACGACGGAGACUCUGCCUUCGCUCCUUUAUUGGCAGCUUUCAGUGGUUUGAUACACAAAGAUUACACCUCAACCAAUGAUCUCCAGGAGAUUCGCACCAGCUCAGGGAAAGCCUACCUAUAUUUCUACAGCGAUGCAGCUUACAACAUGUCAGGAUUUAAUAUUACCUACAGAACUGGCGGUUGCCCGAAAAACUGCUCAGGACAAGGGGAUUGUUCAGGAGAUGUUUGUAAUUGUCACAUGGGUUACCAUGGAGAUGACUGUAGUGAGGUCACAUGUCCCAAUAACUGCUCUAGCAAUGGGGACUGUGUCUACAAACAGUGCCAGUGUCAUUCAGGAUUCAAAGGCAAGGACUGUAACUUUACUGCUGACAAGGCCUCCUGGGAACUGAACUUUCUACAGAGUGACCUCCUGGCUCGCGUGUCCGCAGGGGUAGCCAUGGUGGGGGAGGAUCUGUACCUUUUAGGGGGGUACUCCUUCAACAGGACACAAGAUUUCCUCAUAAAAUAUAAGAUGUCAUCAGGGAAUUUAGAGGCUGUAAAUCCGGUUUCCUCGGAGAACCCCCCUCCGCGAUACGGACACUCUGUCGUGGCCUAUCAGAACAAACUGUAUAUGUUUGGAGGAGUUCUGGGAGACGAAACAUCGAAAGAUCUGUGGACGUAUGAUACGAUGACACAGACCUGGGUGAGGCAGCACUAUAACCGGACAAUUCCCAUGGGAGUGGCCGGUCACUCGGCACAUGUCGUCAAGGGAGUCAUGUACAUUCUGUUUGGGUACAGUCCCUUGUAUGGCUACCAGAACAGGAUUCAGGAAUACAAUAUAGCGAAUGAAAGCUGGAUUGUGCCACGGACCUAUGGUGCCCUGGUUCAGGGAGGGUAUGGCCACUCCAGUGUGUAUUACCCAGCCCUAGGUAAAAUCUACAUUUAUGGGGGAUACCAUGCCCGCAGUACCUCGAACUAUGACCUCACUGAUCAGCUGUACUCGUUUGAGCCGGCCACAAGAACUUGGACAAAACUUCGCAGUAACCAGCUGCCCCGUUAUCUUCACUCGGCUGUGAUCAUCGACGGAAUGAUGGUUGUAUUUGGGGGAAACACACACAAUGACACGUCGGUCAGCCUGGGGGCUAAGUGUUACUCUCCGGAUGUUCUGCUGUAUGACAUAGAGUGUAACAAGUGGUCCCAGCUCCAGUCAACUGUCUUGACAUCACACGGUGCACGCUACGGUCACGCGGCUGUCCCGGUGGAGAGGAAUGGUGGGAUAGCGAUGCUGGUUUUAGGCGGGUUCAGUGGAAUCAUGGAGCCCAAUGCCAUUUUGUUCUCCCCAGGAAACUGCUCCUACUACACGUCUAAGGACGACUGUGUGAACUCCGUACAGGGCAGGUCGUGUGUGUGGAGGGCGGGGCAGUGUCUGCCUAUAACACAGGUCAACCCACAAAGCAGUGGAGUGGAGAAGAAGACAUGUGAUCCUACAGAAGGUCAGGAUAAGAUUUGUGGUUCCUUCAGAUCAUGCCCGACGUGUCUCUCUACUGCGUUCGGUUGUGUGUGGUGCGUCAACAACUGUACAGCUGCAGACAAGUGUAGCAACACCAACAUAAUGAAAUCUGCAUCAGCCAGCGAUCUCUCCAAGUGCUCCAGCCCUGGAGAAAAGCCAUGUCAGGAGCAACAUAAGUGCUUAGGUUGUCAAUCUUUCCCCGACUGCGACUGGAAGGGGGAACGAUGUCAAGUUAAAACAGAGAACAUUGACAGAAAUGAUACGUUCAAUGACUUUAAUGAUCCCGAUAAGGACAAAUGCCCUAAUCCGUGUCACUUAAAAAAGAACUGCGAGAAUUGUACGGAAGGUAAAUGUAUGUGGUGCAGCAACCAGCAGAAGUGUGUGGAAACUAAUGCCUAUGUGGCCACGUUUAUUUACGGCCAGUGCAUGGAGUGGACCACAGAGAAAGCUAAGUGUCCAGCCACUCGCUGCUCUGACCUUCACUCCUGUAAGGAAUGUCAAUCCAAUCCAAUGUGUGGGUGGUGCAAUGAUCCCAGUAACACAGGGAUUGGUCGAUGUAUGGAGGGCGGAGCCUCAGGACCUGUCAAUCAUACUGAUCACCAGCUCACUGACCUCAGCAGAUGUCCAGCUAAUCAAUGGUUUUUCAUUGACUGUCCAGAUUGUCAGUGUAAUGGACACAGUACUUGUCUGAAUGUUUCCGGAACGUGUGAUGGCUGUCAAAACAUGACGGAGGGCAAGUAUUGUGAGAGAUGUGUAGAGGGUUACUAUGGCGAUGCCAGUAAUGGAGGGAACUGUACGGCUUGUCAGUGUAACGGACAGGCAGAUUCCUGUGACCGGGUGACAGGGGCGUGUUACUGCAGGACGAGGGGGGUCAUUGGAGAUCGAUGUGACAAGUGUGAUGAACCCCAUAAAUAUUUUGGGAAUCCUAAAACUGGAACAUGUUACUAUAAUCUGGUAACAGACUACCAGUUCACCUUUAACCUUUCAAAAUCGGAGGAUAAGUCCUACACACAGAUCAACUUUAUGAACAUCCCAUCCUCAAGUGAACGGGACGUUGACUUUAAAGUGAAUUGUUCGGGUAUAGCCUUUCUGAACAUAACAAUGAAGAAAAAAUCUCAUGGUGACCACGAAACAACGAUCGUCAAACAACAUUCGUGCAAUUACUUCCGGGCCAAGUUCGACCAUGGGGAAUAUUCCUUUGGAGCCAAGGAAAACACGACAUUCCUUGUUUAUGUGUAUGGGUUUAAAACCCCAUUCUGGCUACAGAUCUCCUUCUCCCAGUUUCCUAAAAUCGACUUGGUCCACUUCUUUGUGACAUUCUUCAGUUGCUUCCUGUCUCUGCUGAUAAUAGCCGCGGUACUGUACAAAAUCAAACACAAGUACGACAUCUACCGCAGAAGGCAGCGUAUGAUGGUGGAAAUGGAGGAGAUGGCUAGUCGACCAUUUUCCUCCAUCACGGUGGAGAUUGACAGGAAAUAUGAGCAGAUAGGAGCCGAGAAGAAAGAAAUGGACCUCAGAAAGCGAAAAAAGACCAGCACUAAGCCCAGCCAGAUAGCCUACGAGCCGCUGAAUCACCAAAAGGCAGCUGUCAUAUCAUUAAUAGUCCAGCUACCCACAGGGGAAGAUGAGUGGACCCCUAACGGGGCCUCGGGGGUCGCAAUCGCCAGUGCUCUAGUGACAGUCGGUCAUCACCGAAAGCAGAGCUUGGAGCAUGGGGGGAAGGGGGACAAAAACAAGCAUAAAAAAGUUUUGUUUCCUGGUACCCAGGAUGUGUGUGUCUAGUACACGACGCCCCCUGGUGUGAACAGGGAGUAGUCAUUGUUGUUGAUUUAAAGGGACUAGUUAUUGUUACACAUUCCUCAGAUGCUGUUUACUAAAAGAGAUGGUGCUAUUGUGAACAUUUAUAAACACUAGCUGCAUCUGUUUCAACAAUGCAAAGUUACUUACAAAUAUCAUACAAGUGUUGAUCUUAAAAUCAAAGCAUUCCAGUGUAGUAGAAUAUGGAUAGCGAAGAAGAAGCCACACUUUCACUAUUAAUCUGCCCAGAAUGAAGUCAUCUGCAGAUGUCGUCAAACGAGAUCAAAAAGUAGAAUUGUGUGUGUGAUGAAUUAAACAGUGUUAAAUUAAAGAUAAGGUCUGUUUUUUCAAAACUUUGGUAUCAGCAUGUUACGAUAAAAAUUGCAAUCUACAGCUUCUGCCCACAUUAAGAUAUUUUAUGUAUACAGCCACUGCCCACAUUAAGAUAUUUUAUGUAUACAGCCACCGCCCACAUUAAGAUAUUUUAUGUAAAGCAAUAUCUACAGUCUGACUGUGAAUACUACAUGUUCUUCUUUUUUUUUUAAAGUUAAAAUGCUUUGGAAAUGCAUGUUUUCUGUUAAUUUAAAAAAAAGCAGAAGACUCCACCAGAUUUGGCAAUAUCACAUAUAUCCAACUUUUUUUUUUUUUUUUUUAUAAUUUAUUUAUUUUUUUGGUUUCAUACAAUACAUCAAACACUUACACAAACAUACCUUUCAUACAUGCAUACAUCUCCCUGUGGUUUAGGUUACUUGCUGUACAAUAGUGAAAGUAAUAAUAAUAACAAUAAUACAUGUACUAAAAAUAAUGACAAGUACAUGUAGUAUUAAUUAAUCAAUUGCAAAAAUAUUUUCCCACUUCAUCCAUAUUUUAUCAAAGUUAUGUAUUUUAAAUGCUUGAAUUGCAGCAUAUUUCUCUACAUGAUAUUUAAACUUUAAGUGACAUAGUAAUCUAACAAGAUUUGGUUCUUUAUUCUGCAUUAAACAGAUAAAUAUGUAUUGUUUAGCAUAUAAAAUUAUAAAGUUUAUGGCUUUAUUAUUUAAAGACAGUGGAAUUUCACCAAAUAUUAUAUUUGACACAUAUGAUAUCCAACUUUAGUUAUGAUAUUGUACACAAUACCACAGAUAUCCAACUUUAGUUAUGAUAUUGUACACAAUACCACAGAUAUCCAACUUUAGUUAUGAUAUUGUAUACAAUACCACAGAUAUCCAACUUUAGUUAUGAUAUUGUAUACAAUACCACAGAUAUCCAACUUUAGUUAUGAUAUUGUACACAAUACCACAGAUAUCCAACUUUAGUUAUGAUAUUGUAUACAAUACCACAGAUAUCCAACUUUAGUUAUGAUAUUGUAUACAAUACCACAGAUAUCCAACUUUAGUUAUGAUAUUGUACACAAUACCACAGAUAUCCAACUUUAGUUAUGAUAUUGUAUACAAUACCACAGAUAUCCAACUUUAGUUAUGAUAUUGUAUACAAUACCACAGAUAUCCAACUUUAGUUAUGAUAUUGUACACAAUACCACAGAUAUCCAACUUUAGUUAUGAUAUUGUAUACAAUACCACAGAUAUCCAACUUUAGUUAUGAUAUUGUACACAAUACCACAGAUAUCCAACUUUAGUUAUGAUAUUGUACACAAUACCACAAAUAUCCAACUUUAGUUAUGAUAUUGUACACAAUACCACAGAUAUCCAACUUCAGUUUUUGUGAUAUCAUAGGUGAUACGACAGGUAUCAAACUUCAGUAAUUUUUGGCAGUUACCUACCUUUAAAGUAUUGUAUUGUAGAUUAUCACCAAGUUUUCAUUUUUGAUGAGCUUACUGAACAUACAGUUUAAAACAGGGCAAAGUGAAAGUGUGGCUUGUUCUUUAUAGUCAUUUUCAUGUAUGUCGUAGUGCAUCGGAAUGAACAAAGUUGUCACGCUUUGUAAACAUGGAUCAAAGAUGUUUUCCAAGUCAAAAUGAUUUUGUCUCAUCGUCAUCUUUAUUUUCAUUGUCUUUAUUCUAUGUAUUAGAUCUGAAGCACCAGUGCUGUGGUGUACUGUGGGGUACCGAUUUGUACCGUAUAACCGUUAGUCUUCUAAACGAAGCAGCAUUCGUUAUGUUGAAAAGUAUUCACCAUUUUGAAGUUUAGAUUUUCAUUGUCAAAUGUAUUAGUGCGAUGAUCCCAUUUUCUGUGAUAUUUUCCCCAAUGUAAACUUUCAUAUAAAUUUGUAAAUAUUUUUAUUGCAGGAGCCUAUUUCCGCGUUCACUUUUGUUUUGUGAUAUUGAUGAUUUGUGCGUGUAGUGUGUUUAUAACAUGUAAUUUGGAGCUGAUUUCAGACACGCAUGUAUGAAGAGGCCCUGGGAACAGUUUUUGUUAAUUAUUCAAAUAUCGUCACGCUUUGGUCAUUUUCCACAUUCAAAUUAAGUCGAGUAGUAGUAAUUGUACGGGUUUAAUUUUACACUCAUUGUAUGCAUUUUACAUCUAUAUCUCCUAAAUGAUUGUCUCCUCACAGCGGGGUGGGGGGUGGGGCGUGUGGAACUGAUUUUGCGUGCGAGUCGACAUCAGAUUCUGUGUUGUGUUUAUCGCUAUGCUUAGUUGUAACAGAAUUCUUCACUUUGCAAUGCUGUUGUUAUUUUUCUCUUGUUGCUGUAUAUAUAUAUAUAUGUAAUUUCAAUAUCUUCGCGAUUCAUGUAUGUUUCAAUUUCCUUCAUUAAAUACUGGAUGUCUUAAGCAUAUCUACUGUUCAUCAACGGCCAAAUGUACGAAAGUCAUGCAUUAACCUAUGUAGAAUCAAACAUCAUUGUAUAUAUUUUGAUAAUUUAUUGAAUCAAGAUAAAAAUGUAUGUCUGUCUAGUAUAGAAGGUGAGUGAUUAGUAAUGAAAGUGAUAUAGAAAUGUUGUGAUCACUUACAGGUGCAAUGUAACGUGUUGCUUUCGUAGUCAGUUUAUUGAUAUGUACACUUACACUGAAAAAUGCUUAUGAAAUCCAGACAUACGUUGUGUGUCUAGAAAUGUGGCCCCCGUAAAUGAAGUUGUGGUUAUGUAGGGGGUAUUGGUCAGAAUAUUCUGUUGUACAGCACUCUCUCUAGAAGUGUCGGGGUAUUUUGGGGUUUUUUGUAGUGUUUAUUUCUUUGUGCACAUGUGCAGUAUUUUUCUGAUAAUGUUUGAAUCUUCUAUGUAUUCUUAUGUUGUAUGAAUGGUUGCUGUUUUCUGUUUGAAUCUUCUAUGUAUUCUUAUGUUGUAUGAAUGGUUGCUGUUUUCUAAUUGUUAUGUUGAGUAUGAUGUAUGAUUAUAUCAAAUUUGAUUGAACAAAUGCACAAUUUUGUUGUUUAGAAGUUGCAUAAAAGUUGAAUAAAAGUUUUUUCAUGCUUUUCUGAUCCAGGUGGGAGAUGUUCAGUAUGGUGGGUAUUUAGGUGGGAGGUGGGGGGGGUAAGGAUAUUUUUUAAAAUAAUAAAUAUAUCUCUAACCAUUGUCAAAUUUUAUAUGCUUGAGUUCAAAGGUCAUUGGGGUAUAUUCCUUGAGUCUGUUGUCAGUUUGCAAAAUUAAUCUUUUUUAUCUACUCUGCCAGAUAGAGACAUAUUUCAUAAACUGAAAGGUCAAUACAAUAUUAUAUUCAAGGUCAGAGUGAAGGUCUUGUAUCAAGGUCAAAACUUAGAUUCAUUGUCACAAUAGGAUAGUGGCAUGUCUGUAUGGGAACAUUAGAAAUGGUAGGAACUAGGUGUAACAUAACACACACACACACACACCCAACACCACCACUGACAUUUGUUCAUGAUGACAUUUAUUCUUGAUAGUGAUGUACUGUAGAUUCUUAAAGAUACAGGAGGAAUUUAUUAUUGCGUAAUUUCAUGAGAAGCAUCACUUACAAAAUAAAAUUACUUUAUUUUUAUAUUCCUAAAAUAGGUGUAAAAACCCCUGUUCCACAGAGUCCUAGAGAAUUCAUGUUCUUGCAAUUUUACAUCCAGGAGUCGCCUCGCGAUAUCAAGUACUUGUGUAAAAUUAAGAAUCUACAGUAUUUUUCUUUCCCUGCAUCAUUUUUCCUGCUGUAUUUUUCAUUAUAACUGUAUUUAAUUAUUGCAGAGAAAAACGGGACUGCAAUGAAGUGAGUUAUGCUUUUGCUUGGGUUGUUCCAUGAACUUUAAAAACUGGUUUAAUGAGAAAUUACAGGCUGAUUGACUGUAUGAGAGUUACCUAUAUAAUUGAGUGUGUGUGAGUAUGUGUUUAUGUAUGUAUGAAUAUUGUAAUUUAUCACUGGAGUAUGUCAAGUCAAAAUAAAAGUCAAAAACAGA